AAAAAUAUCUUAAUGAAAUAAUAAUGCAUAAAAAACAAGGCGAGCUGUUUAGGGAACCGAAAAUAAUAAAAAAUGAUUGGGAUAAUUCUGAUGACCGGUGCGUCGGUGACCGCUAGCUUGCUGGUGGUGCAAGUGGCCGUGUUGCCUCUACUCUUCAAAUACAGCAAGUGUGUGCAGAGGAAGAUCGUCUUCUCCAAUUGUAUAAACUAUCCACGUAAUUUGGACUACGAGAACCCAUCGAGUUGCAACGUGGUUGGAGGAAGGAACUUCAGCAUCCAAUUCAACUCUAAAGCUGACUCGUGUCCAAUAAAAAUAGGUGUCUGGCACAUAGUGCCGUGCUGUCUGUUCCGGGAGGUGUUUGUCAUCAGGGACUACACUACCAUCGACCCAGCCCUGCACCAGGAGUUGAAUAAGACGAGAAACCCUGUGGUCUUGUACUGCCAUGGCAAUUCUAAUCACCGGGCGUCUCCUCAUCGGUUGCAGAUGUACAAGGUGUUCCAGCGACUCAAUUUUCACGUCAUCACCUUCGAUUAUAGGGGUUAUGGAGACUCAACACACGUGCGGCCAACGGAGCGUGGGGUGGUGGAAGACGCGUUGUGCGUCUACGCAUGGCUCAUAGACUCUUUGGAUCAUGAGAACAGGCCGCCCGUCAUUAUAUGGGGACAUUCCCUUGGUACAGCUGUAGCAGCCAAUCUCGUGGCCCACAUGGACAGUCUGUGCGCGGAGCAGCGCGUGUCGUGUCAGCCGCAGCCCGACGCGUUGGUACUGGAAGCACCGUUCAAUAACCUCACCGAGGAGAUUGAGAAGCAUCCAUUUUCCAAGUUGGUCUCCUGGCUGCCCUACUACAAGGAGACCUUCGUGAAGCCGUUCACAGCGUCAUCAGAGUACGCCUUCAACACCGACCAGUACCUCACAAUGGUUCCGAAGCUGCCCAUCCUGAUUCUACAUUCGAAGGGAGACAGGGUCGUGCCUUACGAAUUGUCUGUUAAGUUGCACGAAGCAGUUGCUCAGUCCCGGGCUGCCGACCCCGAGGCCGCUCCCCUGGUCUUCCACUCCUUCGAGAGAGGAACCGGCCUCGGACACAACAACCUGUGCGAAGCCCCGCAACUGGAUGACAUCAUCAGAAACUUUUUAACACAAAUCGGCGUGCCGCCAAGUACUUGAGAUAAGACAUAAAUUUUCUAAAAAUAUUGAUGUAUAAACCUUAUCAUAAACACAAAAAUAAAAAUGUUUGACUUCAG
Molecule: messenger RNA, 1241 nt
Organism: Amyelois transitella
Lineage: Eukaryota; Metazoa; Arthropoda; Insecta; Lepidoptera; Pyralidae
Product: lysophosphatidylserine lipase ABHD12-like
Exons: 10
Coding region: 73-1164 (363 amino acids)
Biological process (GO): monoacylglycerol catabolic process; phosphatidylserine catabolic process
Cellular component (GO): endoplasmic reticulum membrane
Molecular function (GO): phosphatidylcholine lysophospholipase A1 activity; monoacylglycerol lipase activity
Source: RefSeq, a predicted model, not a curated record